Cannabis sativa is the source of this 1957-nucleotide messenger RNA. RefSeq names its product plant UBX domain-containing protein 10. NCBI's taxonomy places the organism in Eukaryota, Viridiplantae, Streptophyta, Magnoliopsida, Rosales, Cannabaceae. The record is from RefSeq and is a predicted model, not a curated record. Bases 254 to 1675 code for a protein of 473 amino acids. Gene Ontology annotation, molecular function: ubiquitin binding. Gene Ontology annotation, cellular component: endoplasmic reticulum. The transcript is spliced from 4 exons.
UUAAAUUUGCUAACAGUGUUUUGAUAUAUCGGAGGUUAUUUUUGGAAUUUCAAAUUCACAGUACAGAACCGAAACGAGAGAGAGAAGAAAGGGCACUGUGUUUUCGUAUCGUCUUCAAAAAAAAAAAAAAAACGAACUUUCAAGAAAAUUUUCUGAUUUCCCAUCGUUUCGAUUUUUUUUUUGUUGGGGAAAAUUCUUCGAUUCAUCGAACUGGAAAAGAAAAACCCUUUCUUUGAUUCAUCUGUACAGAGAUAUGGUUGAUGUAGCCGACAAGGUGGCUUAUUUUCAAGCCAUUACAGGUUUAGAAGAUUCCGAUUUGUGUACCGAGAUCCUCGCCGCCCAUGGUUGGGACCUCGAACUCGCGAUCUCCAAUUACACUUCUCCCAAUUCCAUUCCACCGGAAGAGAUUCCCAUAGUUCAAACACCAUCGACCGCCGGAGUUGCCGGAGGAAGAUCCUCUUCCUCCUCCUCCUCCGGUUCUGAAUUUCCUGAAUCUUCGGUGAGAGUCCCUGGUCAACCUGGUUUGGCUUGGAAGAUAAUUACUUUACCGAUUUCUGUUAUUUCUGGUAGUCUAGGGUUAAUCUCUGGUGCGAUUGGGCUGGGAUUGUGGGCUGCCGGUGGUGUUUUGUCGUAUUCGUUGGGUGUUGUUGGAUUAGGUCAUGGAAGGAAUGGGGAUUCUUCAUCGUCUACAACACCGUUGGUUUCGGUUUCGGCUGCUGCAUCUGAAGCAAUGGAGUUCGUUGCUGGUUUUGAGAGGGAUUAUGGUUUGAGAAGACCCAAUUUCGUUAGUGAAGGGUUUAUGGAUGCUUUACAGAGAUCGAGGAAUGAGUUUAAGCUUUUGUUUGUGUAUUUACACUCGCCUGAUCAUCAAGAUACUCCUUUGUUCUGUGAAAGAACACUCUGUUCGGAGGUGUUGGUGGCUUUUGUUAAUGAAAAUUUCGUGUCUUGGGGUGGGAGUAUUCGAGCUAGUGAAGGGUUUAAGAUGAGUAAUAGCUUGAAAGCUUCUAGAUUUCCUUUCUGUGCUGUUGUAAUGGCUGCCACUAAUCAGAGGAUUGCUUUACUUCAGCAGGUUGAAGGUCCGAAAACUCCUGAAGAAUUGCUUACAGUAUUGCAGAGAGUGCUUGAAGAAAGUGCUCCAGUUCUCGUUACAGCAAGGCUUGACGCAGAGGAAAGGAGAAGCAACAUCCGUUUAAGGGAAGAGCAAGAUGCUGCUUAUAGAGCUGCUCUUGAAGCUGAUCAAGCUAGGGAACGCCAAAGGAAAGAGGAGCAAGAACGUCUGGAAAGAGAAGCUGCUGAAGCUGAGAGGAAGCGCAAAGAGGAAGAAGAGGCUCGUGAGAGAGCAGCACGUGAAGCAGAGGAGAAAGCAGCUGCGCUCGCUAGGAUUCGACAAGAAAAAGCCCUAUCCCUUGGUGCUGAACCUGAAAAAGGACCUAAUGUAACACAGGUUUUGGUGAGGUUCCCAACCGGAGAACGCAAGGAAAGAAGGUUCGACAGCACAGCAACAAUCCAGACCGUGUAUGAUUAUGUCGAUUCAUUGGGAUGUUUAGAGGUGGAGAAUUACAGCCUGGUCUCAAACUUCCCUCGCAUGGUUUAUGGCCCCGAGAAGCUGGCGCUAUCUUUGAAAGAAGCCGGGUUGCACCCUCAAGCCAGCCUUUUUGUGGAGCCAAACUCAUAGAAGGGGUUUAGUCAUGUAAUGAUGAUAUUAUUAAGAGUGACUGGUUAUGAAGAAACAUAUUAGUUUAAGGAGAGAAUUCCAUAGUUGAGAAUAUAUAUAUAUACUUGAAAUUUUACCUCUUCUAUCUAACCAUUUCAUGUUUGGUUCAGGAGAAGUGAGUCAUAGCUAUAUAUUAUAUAUAAGAGUAAUUUGCGGUAUAAAUUCUUAAUUUAAUUUUUAGUUGCAAAUAAAUAUUUAAGUUUAAUUUUUGACGGUAAUAAUAUAUAAGUUAUAUUUUUUGAA